UUAAUAAAAUAUAUUUAAAAAUAAAUAGAGAUCUAUAGAUCGAUCUAGUCUAGAUUCUAGAUAUAUAAGAUCUACAUAGCGAUGUUUAAAAAAAAAAUGGCUUUACUCUAAUGUAACAAUGUGAUCAAGGAAUCUGGCAAUGCUGAAAACCUGGCUAAUGAUGGUGGUUAUCUGGAUCACAAUAAUACGUUGUUGGUCUUGACUUAGAAUCAGUUGAAAGACAAGAAGCGAACAUGCAUUUAACAGUGAAAAUUUUGAAUGGAGAAGAAUGCACUCUAGCUGCUUCUCCCAGCAGUCUUGUUAGUGAUGUUAAAGAACAAGUAGAGGCCUUGAUGUCUAUUCCUGUGGCAGAUCAAAAGCUACUAUUUAAAGGGAAAGCUUUGCAAGAUACUAAACCUCUUCGAGAUUAUGGAGUUGAAGAUAGCGGCAAAAUAAUACUUGUAGUGAAAAAAUCAGUUUACAAACCAACAAAUACGUCCAGCCCCCUAUCUCCACAAAUAUUGCACCCUGCUCAACCUGAACAACCAGUAUGGGAAAAGCUGCGAGUUUUUCUACAACGACAUUUUCGAGAACGUGAUGUGGAAGCUGUUUUGCAAGAAUUUAAAAAGGAAUUUGAAAGAAAUAUCUCCAGUUUAAGCUUGGAUGAUAUAGAAAGAUUAGCUAUAACCAAACUACAACAAGUAUGAUCUUACUGCGCUUUAGAGCCAAUGUUGAGAGCAACAGACUUGAUACAAGCAGACAUCACUUAUUGCACAAUUGGGAAAUACAAUGGAUUUACUGCAAAGUAUUUUUGUUAUAAUUGAAAUUGAGACUUAUGGAAAUCUUUUCAAUUGGUCCUCUGUUGUUUACUUUCUUUUAGCAAUUGAUGACUGGUUAAACAAGCUAUACAAUAAGCUAGUUACCUUAUUAUAUAAAUAUGUACAGUGGAUUUGUUCAAUCAAAUGUUUCUGUAAUAAGGAUGUUAUUUAUAUUAUUGACAAACCCAUUGUAACAAUUGAUUAUUUUGAACCAUGCUGUCUGAGAGUAGCUAUAAUGUAUGAGAGAACCUUAAACAUUUACUUAAUUUAACCUUUAAACUGACAAAAUGUGCCUGUCUAUUUUUUUGUUUCUGUACAUGAAUUGGUCUUUUAUUUUUUUAUUCUACUAGAAAUAUCCUUAUUGUUUCAACAAUUAUGUAGUGUAUAUAAGUUCAAUCAAUGUACAUCAAGUCUUUGAGGUUUAUAGUGUCUGUGAACUGAAGUUUUUAAAAUUAAAUGUCAAGAUGCAGCUUUAUUGAUGGCGCAAUUUUUUUUUCUUUGAAUGUCAUUUUUGCCUUAGUGUGAGACACUUGAUUGAAACUAUUCUCAAAUGACCUAUUCCUUGUUUUUCAACUCAUAUUAUGUGGUUAUUGUUGAUUCUACAUUUGAAUGUCGUGGUUGUAUUUAUUUCUCUUAGUUUCUUGUUUGUGAGCAAUGUUGGCAUGCUUUGAUUCAGAAUAGGAAUACUUUUGAAGGGCUAAAGAGAUGGGCUAAAUCAUUUCAGCUGUAGCCGUAUUCUUUUUUUUUUUUUACAAACAACAAAAGAAGCAACAUAGUUCCCAAUGUUAAAUCACUAUUUCUUUAACAAUCCAUAACAACAAAGGGGGCAGGCAUUCCCCCUGUUUGUGUCACUGCUCAGUAUGUGAUAUUACAUGCUUAAAGACAUUUGCACUGUGUUCUGCAACCUUUAAUCACUUGAAAUUUACAUCACACACAAAAAAAUGUUUCAAGAAGGUCAUAAUUUGCAAGGCCUUUGUCUUCUUUGACUAUCUCACUAUUGAACUGAACAUGUUGAGGCUGAAACUGUGUGACUCUAAGCAAUGCUCAUUUCAAAUGUCUUUUCUACUUGUCUUAGAGUUCCUGUGACAUCCUCAGUGACCAAAGGGAAAAUACUGCUGUACAAUAGCAUACAAUAAAAUAGCAUUGCAGUUAUGUUUUUCUUUUUUUCAUAACAAGAAUUUUCAUAAAAAAAAUAAUAAAUUGUGUAAUUAUUAAUUACCUACAAGCAUUCAACUGGAAUUUUUUUUUUUUUAAUUUUACCAGAUUUUUCAUUCAGUCCAAUUUCAUUUCUAAUUAAAAAAAAUUUUUUCAAUAAUCCUCCAAGUAACUGCAGGCUUUGCAAUGACAACUUGGAUCAAUCCUUUUAUUCUACACCAUGGAUGUGCAUACUUAAGACUCUUUUUAUAACAAUACUUUUUAAAUUAGUUUCUAAUUAAUAAUUAUUCAUAGCAUUCAAAGCCUUGUACGAAGUCAUUAGUUGUGUCCAGUAUUUGUAUAAAUAUUAUGUGUAAUUGUUUGUAAGCGGACUGGCAGUGCUAAAUAUUUUGAUAAUUGUUGAUUGGAUGUUAUAACUGUAUAUACUGUUGAGUGUAUUUUUAAUAGAAUGCUUGCAAUGACUUCACUCUGUGUUUGGUCCAUUGAUGAUCAUCUGAUAAAUACAUUUGUUUUUAAUUUGAGAA
This is a messenger RNA of Biomphalaria glabrata, 2476 nucleotides long. RefSeq names its product ubiquitin-like protein 4A. Gene Ontology annotation, molecular function: protein binding. Gene Ontology annotation, biological process: post-translational protein targeting to endoplasmic reticulum membrane. The transcript is spliced from 4 exons. The record is from RefSeq and is a predicted model, not a curated record. NCBI's taxonomy places the organism in Eukaryota, Metazoa, Mollusca, Gastropoda, Planorbidae. The coding region runs from base 234 to 686 and encodes 150 amino acids.